AGAUGAAUCAAUCUAUCUGCCCUCUUGAUAUAAACCCCAAACCUCACAAACCCUAAUUUCUCUGAGCAUAUAACUUUAGGCCGCGGUUUUUUCUGUUUCCUUCUCUCGCUCGCUCAUCUCGCCGCUUUGAUCUCUUCGUUAGAUCGAAGAUGAAGUUCAAUAUCGCCAAUCCCACCACUGGGUGCCAGAAAAAGCUCGAGAUUGACGACGACCAGAAGCUCCGUGCAUUUUAUGAUAAGCGUAUUUCACAAGAAGUCAGUGGUGAUGCUCUUGGCGAGGAGUUCAAGGGAUAUGUUUUCAAAAUCAUGGGAGGUUGUGACAAGCAGGGUUUUCCCAUGAAGCAGGGAGUGCUGACUCCUGGUCGCGUCCGCCUAUUGCUGCACAGAGGAACACCUUGCUUCCGUGGUUAUGGAAGGCGCAACGGAGAGCGAAGAAGGAAGUCUGUGCGUGGGUGCAUUGUUAGCCCUGAUCUCUCUGUCCUCAAUCUCGUUAUUGUUAAGAAAGGUGAGAAUGACCUUCCUGGGUUGACUGAUGUUGAGAAGCCAAGGAUGAGAGGACCUAAGAGGGCCUCCAAAAUCCGUAAGCUGUUCAACCUUUCUAAGGAAGAUGAUGUACGCAAGUAUGUCAACACUUACCGUAGGACCUUCACUAACAAGAAAGGAAAGACCUGCAGUAAGGCACCAAAAAUCCAGAGGCUUGUGACUCCCUUGACCUUGCAAAGGAAGCGAGCCAGAAUUGCAGAGAAGAAGAAGAGAGUUGCCAAGGCCAAAUCUGAAGCUGCAGAGUACCAGAAGCUCCUUGCCUCGAGGCUCAAGGAGCAGAGGGACCGACGCAGUGAGAGCUUGGCAAAGAAGAGGUCCAGGCUCUCUGCUGCAGCUGCCAAGACUGCUUCAGUAUCUGCUUGAACUCAGGAUUAUAGUUUAUAACUAGGUGGCUUUUUGUCUUCUGUCUGAAGUAGUAAUUUUGAAUCAUUAGUUUUUUGUCUGGACCAUGAUUUCCCUUUGAGGAUGUGGAGUUGCGUCUGUUGUUUGUCAUUUGAUUUUCUGAGGCACCGAGUUAAAACAUGAAACAUCCUUAUAUCGUAUUAGUUUGUUCUUCAACAGAUCUUGCAUGCAUAUAUAUAUGCACGUGUUCCUCUC
Asparagus officinalis (garden asparagus) is the source of this 1139-nucleotide messenger RNA. RefSeq names its product 40S ribosomal protein S6. NCBI's taxonomy places the organism in Eukaryota, Viridiplantae, Streptophyta, Magnoliopsida, Asparagales, Asparagaceae. The coding region runs from base 150 to 905 and encodes 251 amino acids. The transcript has 8 exons. The record is from RefSeq and is a predicted model, not a curated record. Gene Ontology annotation, biological process: translation. Gene Ontology annotation, cellular component: ribosome. Gene Ontology annotation, molecular function: structural constituent of ribosome.